Molecule: messenger RNA, 1899 nt
Organism: Chaetomium strumarium
Lineage: Eukaryota; Fungi; Ascomycota; Sordariomycetes; Sordariales; Chaetomiaceae
Exons: 2
Coding region: 1-1899 (632 amino acids)
Biological process (GO): regulation of DNA-templated transcription
Molecular function (GO): DNA-binding transcription factor activity
Source: RefSeq, a predicted model, not a curated record
AUGGUCUCAGCGUUCCAGAUGCCGUCAUACUAUAGGACGCCGUUGACUGUCGAUACCACACACGCUCAGAAAUUCUUCGAGGAGGAGGACGGGAGCAUACUAGACGACAGCAUCCUUGACCAGAGCGCACUUGACUCGGGUUUGGAAAUGUCACCGCCGCUGGUUGAGAGCCGCAGAGACUCGUUCACGGUCGCCCCAUCGAUCUUCUCACCGAAGACAGAGGAUUGGCAGUCGGUCGAGAUGCAGUCUGUUCCAUCGAACAACCCGUUCUUCGACCAGCAGAGUAACAACCCCUUCUUGAGAAUGGAUCAGAACCAGCAAGCCACGUACCAGAGCCACGUCUGGCCCAUGACCAGCUCUGGAUCUGCCACUCCCCAGCUCCCGGCCUUCGACGGCCUGCCGGUGGAGUACGACGCGGGCAACCUCGCUAUGUUCCAGCGACCUCCCACCAUCCAGACUCCAACCCCGUUCGGUGGCCCCGCCAACCCGGUCGGCAUGUUCCAGCAACUCGGGCAACCGGCCCCGCAGUCUAUCCCGACGUCUCCCCAGAAAGAUGCCUGGAUGGCCCAAGAUCUCAAGGGUCAACCCAUGCUCAAGAGGCCACGUCCCGCCAGCCCCCUGAUCCGGUCGCACAACGACCUGCGGAGGGGCGAUGGCAUCCGCAAAAAGAACGCCCGCUUCGACAUCCCUGCCGAGCGCAACCUCAACAACAUCGACCAGCUGAUUGCUCAGUCGACCGACGAGCAGGAGAUCAAGGAGCUCAAACAACAAAAGCGCCUGCUGCGCAACAGGCAAGCUGCGCUCGACUCGAGGCAACGCAAGAAGCAGCACACGGAGCGGCUCGAGGAUGAGAAGAAGCAGUUCACCGAGAUCAUUGCCAACAUGGAGGAUACCAUCGCGAAGAUGGAGCGGGAGAUGCAGAAGCUUGUCCUGGAGAAGCAGAACUACGAGUCGUACAUCCACGAGCUCGAGCGCGACAAGGAAGAGAUGAUCAGCAGACACACCAUCGAGACGGGCGAGCUGCGGAAGAAGAUCAGCGUCCUGACGAACGAAGUGCAGUCCAUGGGCCAUGCCACCACCACCGCGUCCGGAUUCUCGGGCGCUUUUAGCGAGAUGGAGAGCAUGGCCAUGGACUGCUCCUGGGGCGACAUGCCGAUGUUCGGCGACUUCCCCAUGGAGCAGCCCGCUGCCACUGAGGUCAAGCAGGAAAUGCAGAUUGUGCCGGCCGCCAAGAAGUCCGAGGGCGUGGCCCUGCCGACGGCCGACUCCGAGAAGCCUGCCCAACAAGGUGGGCUCCUCUUCAUGCUCUUCCUUGUUGGCGCUUUUGUGCUCUCGAGCCGGUCGUCGACACCCAGCAUCCCGCGCGUCUCGGAGGAUGUCCGCGCCGCGUCCGCGACCCUUCUGGAGAACGUGCUGAAGGAUGCGGGUGUGUCGCAGGUCUCGUCGGGCGUCGAGGCCGCCGUGGCGCCGCAGCCCUCGGGUGCCGCCAACUGGAACCCCCAGGCGUCCGCCCCGUCCAUGUCCCUCGCCACACCCAUGGUCGAGAAUGUCGCGUCGUCGGUGCUGGGCGAGAUGGCGGAUGCCCUGACGCAGCCCACCGAGCAACAGACCAACGAGCAGAUCUUCUCGCUCUCGGCCGCGCAGUAUAACGACCUGACCUCGCCGGAUUUCCUCUCGAGCGCUCCACCGGCCGAAAGGUCUACGAGCCAAGGGAGACGCAAUCUUGCCGAGGCCCUGGCCAGCAUGCGCAGCUCGAGCAAGCAGCAGUCUGCUGCCGAGGUCUACACUCGGUCGCUGCUCUGGGACCAGAUCCCGAGCGACGUCGUCCGGGCCUUUGCCAAGAUGGUCGCGGAGAGUAACAACGCCGCGGCCGUCGGAAGCGACGACAACCGGGCGUGA